CUACGACAUAUUAUAGUGAGACGCCGUGUGGCAACGUGACCUUCUCCCAUAUAUUGACAAGCAUGGACGCAGAGACAUGUUAGGUUAAGAUAAGGAAUAUUUACGACAUGAGACGAUGUUCAGCUACAACUUAUGGUAUUUUGUAUAAAAUGGAAGCCAUAUCCUCUUCGCUAACUCCCUGUGUGCCGUUUAAGUCUCUUCGAGUCGUAGUGGCUGUCUUCAUUUCCUAGUUCAGCUGCAGUUCAAUCAUCGCGAUGUUGCGGCUCCUCGCCUCCCUGCGUUUACAUGAACUCUACAGAUGCAGUCACUUCGUGGCAUCUUGUGUCACCAAGCGGCAGCUCGUGGGUUUUCUCCCAGUCAGCAGUCACCGAUCAACCCCCUCCCGCCGCCACUUCAGCGCCGGGAGCCCGGUGUGGAAAGACGCGCUCCAUCCCGAAGGAAAGAAGUCCGAGGAAGUAGAGACAAUAGACUUGGACAAAUGGAAACUUGUGAUGAGAUCAAAAGCUGCACCAGAAAGGAAACAACAAGCUGAUGAGGAAGAGGACGUAAGUGAUGAUGAAAACCUCACGGAACCGGGAGUUGCUUCACUUGAGGCAACCAGGGAUCUGGUUGUGAUGUGGCGGCAUGCUGGGAAGCUCGUACCUCAAGAGAUGACUGAUGAGCAGGUUGAGACGCUGGCGGGGCUCACCACCAAGUCGUCCAGGAAGAAGUACUUGAAGUUCCUGGCCAUCAAGGAGGGCCUCAAAAGGACCCACAAGGAGAGGCAGCAGAGGAAGAAGGUGGAGAGGGAGGCCUUCCUGGAGCAAAAGAGAGAACAGGUCACAGAUAAGGAGGAAAUGGGAAACACGUUCCUCCUCCGGUUCUGGGACCGCUCCCUGGACAAGCUGCUGGCCUGGAGGAGCGCCCAGGCCAUGCUGUUCAAUCAGUCGCUGGUGUUCGACAUGAGCUAUGACUCCUACAUGUCGAGACGGGAGGUGGAGAACACAGUGUCCCAGCUGAUGGAGGUGGAGGCGUGGAACCGGCGGGCCACUGAGCCCUACCACCUCCACUUUUGCAACCUGCAGCCAGGUGGGGCCUACGAGAAGGAGCUGCUCAAACGAUACGGUGCAGAGACCUGGGACCGACUGCUCAUUACCAGCACCGACCGCCAGCAUGUCGACCUGUUCCCUCGUGAGCGGCUCGUGUACCUCACCGCAGACUCCCGCAAUGUCCUCCGCACCUUUGACCCCUCCAAGGUCUACAUCAUUGGAUCUAUGGUAGAUCGGUCCAUCCAGUCAGGCUUGUCACUGGCCAACGCAAAGCGCCUGAACUUGGCCACAGCCCGUUUACCGCUGGACGAGUUCCUCCAAUGGGAGAUAGGAGCCAAAAAUCUGACUCUGGACCAGAUGAUCCGCAUCAUGCUCACUAUCAAGGAUACAGGUAAAUGGGAGGAGGCGUUGAAGUUCGUGCCAAAGAGGAAACAUGACGGCUUCCAGCAACAUCAGACGCAAAAAGAGACAAUCCAUAACAGAAUCAGGGGAGUGACGAAUCAUAGACCAAGAGAGGAAGGAGACAGACCGUUAAGAUUUGGAGAAAGGACAUUUAAAAAUGUGGACCAAAGUCUGUACAGGUCACAGAAAGAUCCUCGGGUCACUGGCAGAGACAGAAUGUCUGGUCUGCCCGAUGACAGAGAGAGCAAACCUGCUGCAACCAGGGAACGGACAUCGUUUAAGAGCAAUAUGGAGGGAAGAACAAAGGCAGACAAAAACAAAAUGAGGUGGGAUGACAACUGAAGUCAUUAAAAAUUGUAACCUGGUAUAAUAAUGAAGUGUUAACAUCUUGUAUGAGGAAAUGUAAAAAUAAAAAGUUGAAUAAAA
This is a messenger RNA of Scophthalmus maximus (turbot), 1856 nucleotides long. RefSeq names its product tRNA methyltransferase 10C, mitochondrial RNase P subunit (gene trmt10c). Gene Ontology annotation, cellular component: nucleoplasm; mitochondrion; nucleus. Gene Ontology annotation, molecular function: tRNA binding. The coding region runs from base 255 to 1772 and encodes 505 amino acids. Gene Ontology annotation, biological process: positive regulation of mitochondrial translation; mitochondrial tRNA 5'-end processing. The transcript has a single exon. The record is from RefSeq and is a predicted model, not a curated record. Lineage: Eukaryota; Metazoa; Chordata; Actinopteri; Pleuronectiformes; Scophthalmidae.